AAAUAUUUUCGAAAACCAUUUUCACUUUCGUUUAGCUUCAGGUGUGAGAACAGUCACCUAUUUACCAGGAUGUCAGGCGAUCUUUUAGUUGUUGAAAAAAAGCAGCUGGAGAGGUUUAUACAAGCCGGUCCGAAGGACUUUACGUUGCUGUACAGUUUUACCAGAAACGGCGCCGAUUCAGCAAUUUUCCAUCAAGUUUGCGACAAUAACGGCCCAACAGUCACCGUAAUUUAUAAUACUUCAGGAACUGUGUACGGGGGUUACACUGAAAUUAGCUGGAGGUCAGAUAGUGGAACUUACUAUAGGGAUGAACAUGCCUUCUUGUUCCGGCUACAACAAAAUGAAACUUAUGCUCCGAUGAAGUUUCCAGUUAAAAAACCAGACUCUGCCAUUUAUAACUAUAACUCGUACGGGCCAACCUUCGGUGGUCAUGAUUUGCAUACAUUUAGUGGUAAACCAAGUGAUCAGAACGGACAGUACACAACAAAUGCUACUUACAGCUUCGGACAUUCGUACGACAUGUGUGGAAUUUCAACUGAGCAGUUAACAAACAACGUAAAAACUAUCACAGAAUUAGAGGUCUACAGCGUUACAGAUUCGAUUCUAGUACCUGUUUGGAGGGAGAUAGGAGACUGGGAACUUCAGGAUCUGGAAGAACUGAAGAAUGAAAUGGAUUCUUGGUCUCCGCCCCAAGGGGUUGGUUUGAAAUCGGCAAACAUUCUCGUCCUUGGUCCAGUGGGAGCCGGAAAGUCAAGUUUCUUCAACACAAUUGCUUCAGUUUUCCGUGGUCAUGUCACAGGACAGGCUGUGUGUGGCAGUGCUGAGCAAAGCAUUACGUCAAAGUAUCACAAGUAUCGUGUCCGAGGUUCAGCCCUGACCAAGCCGAUGAAAUUUAAACUAUGUGACACCAGAGGAAUAGAAGAAAAUCAAGGCAUUGAUGGCACGGAGCUGAAUUAUCUACUAGAGGGCAAUGUUCCAAACGGUUAUCAGUUCAAUCCAUCUACCCCUAUAUCGCCUGAAAUAUCAGGAUUUAUUUCAAAACCAACAUUGAACGACAAGAUACACUGUGUGUGCUUUAUCAUCGAUGGAAGCACAGCCACUGUCAUGUCAGAGAAAAUGCUUGAGAAAAUCAAAGCUCUGCAAACAAAAGUCCGACAAAAAGGCUUAUCACAAGUAGUUUUAGUGACAAAAAUUGACAAAGUUUGCUCUCACGUGGAAGAAGAUGUGUCUACAGUUUUUCAAAGCGUCGCUAUUCAAGAAUUAGUUGAUAAGGUUUCUGGUAUCCUUGGCGUCCCAAGAAGUCACGUGCUACCCGUGAAGAAUUACGAGAAGGAACUCAACGUUACAAAUGACGUCAGCAUACUGGCGCUACUCUCCUUGCGACAGAUACUUCGGGCAACCGAAGAUUUCAUGUUCAAUCUUCUUGAUGUUUUGGACGAUGAAAAUGACUCUUUGGAAUAGACAUGAAAGCAACAACGUGAUUGUUUGUUGACAUUUAAACUGUACAUGUAACUGUAAUUAUUUUGCUUGUACACAAUUGUGUACACCUGAAUAUCUGCUGCACAUGCUUAGUUACACUUAAAUAUUUAGUUCCGGUAGGCAUCAUGCGUAAUGAGAUGAAAUGAGGAGAAAAGGUAUUCGUUUGAACUAUUCAGAGAAAAUAGUUUAUAAUAUAAUAAUUGUUAAAACUUUUCAAAAAUAACAUAAUUUAGCCAAAAAUCUUAAGAUAUCAUUUUACACCGUAUGCUAAUUUUGUAAGGAUAACUCUUGUUUUGUUUUCAUAUUUUAAUAUCUGCAUUAUAACGAGGAAUUGGUUGGUGCUCAAGGCUGGAAAGACGAGGGUACCAUUGUAUCCCGAGGGUUUCUGAAUAUGUUAUGAAACGAAAUAAACAUGCGCUAACGAUGCUCUAGCAAAAAUAUAUUAACUUAAAAGAACGGAAACGUGUUCCAUUUAAGUUAUUGUCAUGAAUGUUUAUUGAAUCCACUGGAAUGUCCGUGUUGUAUGAUCUUGUUGUCGCCAGUUCGUUUUGAAUUAUGCGCUGUAGGGCCCGUAGACCAUAGAAGGCGCAUAUGUUAAAACGUGUUGCUCGUGAGAGCGAUAAUCUCUCAGUUAAGACACGUUCGCUCGUCCCUUUGAAAACGACGAAACAGCAGUCUUAUGCAAUAAUGUAAUUUUAUGCUAGAAUAAAGCUUUAUGUCUGGAAAA
Molecule: messenger RNA, 2206 nt
Organism: Mercenaria mercenaria
Lineage: Eukaryota; Metazoa; Mollusca; Bivalvia; Venerida; Veneridae
Product: interferon-induced protein 44-like
Exons: 7
Coding region: 70-1461 (463 amino acids)
Source: RefSeq, a predicted model, not a curated record